GCUGCACAGUGUUGGACUUGGGGCAGGAGUGACCUGCACUGUUCAAUAGGGUCCCGAACAUUAAGAAGGAGUGUGGGAGGGAGGAGCCACAGAUGUGUAUUUUUAUUUUGCAUGGAAAUACUGUGAGCUUAUGCAGUCCAGAGAACCUGAUACCUUCAUCUCUGUGGAUCUGUUUACAGCACACAGCGCAGGACUGGCAUUGGUAUGAGGGUCUGGAAAGAAGGGGAUGGAAAGAGUGCAAGCCUAAUGUUAAGCCACUGAAUACAGCAGCCACUAUGAGAAGGCAGGCAGUAAAGGUUGUGAUUUAAAAAAGGAAAUGAGGGAAGGCACUGUAUGUUCAUUGCAUGAAAGCAAGUUGUACUGGAAAUAGAUUGGAUUCAAAGGAAAGGCCAGGAAAAGUUAAUGUAAAGUUGGCUGAAGAGAGAACCAAGCAGACAUGAUACAUAAAUGUACAAUUACUCCCAUGUAAGUGGAAGCCAAGCUCAUGAAAGGGAUUGACAGGUUCAAAAAGUAAGUUCCGGAAGGCGAAUACGAAAAGCAAAAUAAGGUACUGGAAAAAAGAAUGUGAAGGCUGAAGCUGGGAAAUAAGAGAAGUAGUACCGAAAAGCACCCACAAAAUUAAUCAAAUCAUAGCAUUGGAGCUAUGGAUGGUUUAAAUCAAACAGGACAACGCUAAGAAUACCAAUAUGCCCUCGGUCAUGGAGAACGGGGAGGAAGUGACUGGGAACUCAAGCCUUGCCCUGAUUCCAGACGAGAAGAAGUAUGAAAUCUGCCGGCAAAAAGAUUGCUGUGAGCGUGUGGUGAUCAAUGUGUCUGGGCUGCGGUUUGAGACCCAAAUCAGGACCCUCCAUCGGUUUCCUGAUACUCUGCUAGGAGACCCAAGGAGAAGAAUACACUUCUUUGAUCCCUUGAGGAAUGAGUACUUCUUUGACCGAAACCGACCAUGCUUUGACUCAAUACUUUAUUUUUAUCAGUCAGGGGGUCGACUUCGCCGGCCGACCAACGUCCCUUUAGAUGUCUUUAUGGAGGAGUUAUUGUUUUAUCAGCUUGGAGACAAUGUAAUCAGGAAAUUCCGGGAAGAUGAGGGAUUUAUGAAAGAGGAGGAGAGACUGCUUCCAGAAUGUGAGUUCAUGAAACAGGUCUGGCUUCUAUUUGAACAUCCAGAUAGCUCAUCUGCAGCGAGAAUCAUUGCCAUUAUCUCUGUUAUGGUCAUCCUUAUCUCCAUUGUCAUCUUCUGCUUAGAAACACUACCGGAAUUCAGAGAUGACAGGGAUCUGUCUUUACCGGUAGCGCCUCAUCGAGCUAACAGCACACACCAUUUUAAGGAGAAAAGCCCCUUCGAGGACCCUUUUUUUAUCGUGGAGACCAUUUGCAUCUGUUGGUUUUCUUUUGAGCUUUCAGUGAGGUUUAUUGCGUGCCCUAGCAAGGCAGCUUUCUUCAAGGACAUAAUGAACAUGAUUGAUUUUGUGGCCAUCAUACCAUAUUUUGUUGCUCUGGGUACUGAACUUGCUCGCCACAAGGGAGUAGGGCAACCUGCUAUGUCUUUGGCCAUCCUCAGGGUCAUCCGUUUGGUCAGAGUCUUCCGUAUCUUUAAACUCUCACGUCACUCUAAGGGCUUACAGAUCUUGGGACAGACAUUGAAAGCCAGUAUGAGGGAACUGGGGCUGCUCAUAUUUUUCCUUUUCAUUGGAGUCAUAUUGUUCUCCAGUGCAGUCUACUUUGCUGAGGCUGAUCAUGAGGAUACAAAGUUUACAAGCAUCCCUGAAGCAUUUUGGUGGGCUGUGGUCACCAUGACAACAGUAGGUUAUGGAGAUAUGUCACCUGAAACAGUCGGUGGGAAACUGGUUGGGUCUCUUUGUGCCAUUGCCGGUGUGCUGACCAUCUCCUUGCCAGUGCCAGUCAUUGUAUCCAACUUUAGUUACUUCUACCACCGUGAGACUGAAUGCUCAGAUAUUGGCCAGUACAACCAUGUUGGAUCAUGCCCAAAUGGCCCUCCUCAUACUCCAAAGAUAAAAGGAAAGGACAAGAGCCCUACGAUAAGCAAACUUAGAAAUACAUACACCAAUUCCAAGGCAAAUUUCCUGGAUGGACUAGGUCCUGCUGAUGACAGACAGCUGGUUUCUGGCCAGUCCUCACAUUUAAUAACAGAAGUGUGAUUUCGGAACUCAAGCAUGUCUUCACUUAAUGCCAACUCUUCACCCCUUGUCUUAAAUUGUAACAUUUACAACGAAGAGUCAGCCACAGAACGUUUUCCUUUUUCUCUUGAAAUUUCCAACAAAGAACACUGUUUGGUGAGAUAAUCUCAUCCAGAGAAUGUGCACAUUUUCAUACUGGAACUUUAACAAUUGUUGAUGUUGAUUUAUUUAUAAAAGUUUUCUCGUAGCCAAAGAUAAUUUGUAGUUUUACAAACAGUUAUAUAAGCACCAAAGAGCUGUGUUGGUCAGAUGUCAAGAAAGCUUAAAUACUUGCAGAAGGAUACAUGGUGAUGGACUGCGCUCAAGUGAGUACAAUACAUAAUGUGUUAUUGCCUGAGCCAUAGAUGCCCAGUAGAUCUUGCACUUUUUUAUUGGUCAGUAGGAGGCUUUGUACCAACUGGCAAAGGAUGCUCCAUGAAGAUCCCAAAGGGAACAGCUGGCCAUCAAACUGACAUGGAACUAUGAAACUACAGAUAUGUGCUAUUGAAUUACAUGUGCUGAAAAAGCCUGAGGGAAACAGCCAGAGGAGAGAAGAC
Messenger RNA from Xenopus tropicalis (tropical clawed frog), 2731 nucleotides. RefSeq names its product potassium channel, voltage gated shaker related subfamily A, member 7 (gene kcna7). Gene Ontology annotation, cellular component: membrane; voltage-gated potassium channel complex. Gene Ontology annotation, biological process: monoatomic ion transport; protein homooligomerization; potassium ion transport. Bases 687 to 2156 code for a protein of 489 amino acids. Gene Ontology annotation, molecular function: monoatomic ion channel activity; voltage-gated potassium channel activity. The transcript has 2 exons. Lineage: Eukaryota; Metazoa; Chordata; Amphibia; Anura; Pipidae. The record is from RefSeq and is a predicted model, not a curated record.